UGUGUGUCAAGAUGUAUUAAACAAUUGGAAAGCAGCCACUGCAUAUUUACCGAAAGUUUUAUAAUGGAAGUUGUCACUUUCCUACUUACCGACAUCAUAAAACAUUACACUAAAAAAUACAAGAGAACGAAAAAUGAGCAAUAAUUUGCGUUUUCAAAAAUCAGUUCUACGCCCUAAAAUAUACAAAUUUACAAAGUUUAAAAAAAAUCCAAGAUAAAAACGUUAUACUGCAUGUUUACUAUUUUAUGCUCAGUUACGUAUAUAAACAUGGUGUAGAUAUAUGUACACGUGAUACAAUAUAGCUUAAUCUAACCUAUUCAAGCUCUCUUUGUUAUAAUAUUACCAGUAUAUAUAACGAAAAGAACAAGAUAAAAUAAUGGAGAAAAAUGAAGAACAUAUUAUUUGUUGUGUGCCUGGCCAACGAUUAUGUGUAUCUGACAAAAUAAAUAUAGCUGGACCAGGAACGUACGAGCAGCAAGGUUAUAUUUAUUCCAAGCUUGCUGGCAUUGUAAAAUUAAUAGAAAAUGAAAAAACACGUACAAUUGAGGUACAUGGUAUAACAGAACAAAGUAUCAUUCCUGCACCAGGAGAUAUUGUUACCGCAAUGGUGACUGUGGUCAAUCAGAGAUUUUGCAAAUGCAGUAUCAAGUGUGUAGGUGACAUAGUAUUAACAAGGCCUUACAGAGGGAUUUUAAGAAAAGAGGACGUUAGAGCAAACGACAAGGAUAAAAUAGAGAUGUACAAGUCCUACAAGCCUGGAGAUAUUAUUCUGGCAAGAGUUAUGCCAAUGACAGAAGCCCAUACCUAUCAAUUAAGUACUGCAGAAAAUGAGUUAGGGGUAGUUAUAGCUUAUAGUGAAGAAGGUAUAGUCAUGAUACCAAUCAGCUGGACACAAAUGCAGUGCCCAAAAUCCAUGUGCAAAGAAUUUCGGAAGGUAGCCAAAAUUGUGCCAGAAGAUGUUGCAGCUGAACAAUGAGUUAUAUAAAUAAUAUGUUUAUUCUUCCUAUCGCGCAAAUUUGUGAUUAUUGCAUAAUAACGUUUACAUGGAAAAAGUAAACAUUAUAUCAAUUAAAUAUUUUUUAUUAAACAAUU
Odontomachus brunneus is the source of this 1092-nucleotide messenger RNA. It is a transcript of the gene Csl4, whose product is annotated as exosome complex component CSL4. Bases 377 to 976 code for a protein of 199 amino acids. Gene Ontology annotation, molecular function: RNA binding. Gene Ontology annotation, cellular component: cytoplasm; nuclear exosome (RNase complex). Gene Ontology annotation, biological process: RNA processing. Lineage: Eukaryota; Metazoa; Arthropoda; Insecta; Hymenoptera; Formicidae. The transcript is spliced from 5 exons. The record is from RefSeq and is a predicted model, not a curated record.